This is a messenger RNA of Echinops telfairi (small Madagascar hedgehog), 4686 nucleotides long. It is a transcript of the gene RB1, whose product is annotated as RB transcriptional corepressor 1. Gene Ontology annotation, biological process: negative regulation of G1/S transition of mitotic cell cycle; regulation of transcription by RNA polymerase II; cell differentiation. The transcript is spliced from 28 exons. The record is from RefSeq and is a predicted model, not a curated record. Gene Ontology annotation, cellular component: chromatin; nucleus; Rb-E2F complex. Gene Ontology annotation, molecular function: RNA polymerase II transcription regulatory region sequence-specific DNA binding. NCBI's taxonomy places the organism in Eukaryota, Metazoa, Chordata, Mammalia, Afrosoricida, Tenrecidae. The coding region runs from base 16 to 2751 and encodes 911 amino acids.
UUGCUCGAACAGCAGAUGCUAAGCCAGACAGCUGCAGGCUUGCUCUCCAGUUCUUUCUUAUCUUUAUCGCCUCUGUUCCAGUCCACCCCAGUGACUCAUACAGGAAAGCAGGGGCUUGAGUUUGAAGACGCUGAAGAGCCUGACUUUGUUGCAUUGUGUCAGAAAUUAAAGCUACCAGAUCAUGUCAGGGAAAGAGCUUGGUUAACUUGGGAGAAAGUGUUAUCUGUGGAUAGAGCUUCGGAAAAUUAUAGUCAAAAGAAAAAGGAACUGUGGGGAGUCUGUAUAUUUAUUGCCUCAAUUGAUCUGGAUGAGAUGCCAUUCACUUUUACUGAGCUACAGAAAAACAUAGAAACCAGUGUCAAUAAAUUCUUUGACUUGCUAAAAGAAAUUGAUACCAGUACCAAGGUUGAUAAUGCCAUGUCAAGACUGAUGAAGAAAUACAAUGUGUUGUGUGCACUGUACAGCAAACUGGAGAGAACAUGUGAACUUAUAUAUUGGACACAACCCAGCAGUUCGGCAUCUUCGGAAAUGAAUUCUGUGUUGGUGCUAAAACUUUCUUGGAUCACAUUUUUACUAGCUAAAGGGGAAGUAUUGCAAAUGGAAGAUGAUCUUGUGAUCUCAUUUCAGUUAAUGUUGUGUGUUCUUGACUAUUUUAUCAAGCUCUCACCCCCUGCACUGCUUAAAGAACCAUAUAAAACAGCUGUGCUACCUCUGCAUGGUUCACCUCGAACACCAAGACGAGGGCAGAACAGAAGUGCCCGAACAGUAAGACAACUAGAGAAUGAUACCAGAAUUAUCGAACUGCUCUGUAAAGAACACGAAUGUAACAUCGAAGAGGUGAAAAAUGUUUACUUCAAAAAUUUUAUACCUUUUAUCAAUUCUCUUGGAACUGUAGCUUCUAAUGGACUUCCAGAGGUUGAAAGUCUCUUUAAGCAAUAUGAAGAAGUUUACCUCAAAAACAAAGAUCUAGAUGCAAGAUUAUUUUUGGAACAUGACAAAACUCUUCAGACUAAUCAUAUCGACAGUUUUGAAAUGCAACGAACACCCCGAAAAGCGAAGCCUAGUGAAGAGGCGCAUAUGAUCCCACCACAGACUCCAGUUAGGGCUGUUAUGAAUACUAUUCAACAAUUAGUGAUGGUCUUAAAUUCAGCAAGUGAUCAACCCUCAGAAAUUUUGAUUUCCUAUUUUAAUAACUGCACAGUGAAUCCAAAGGAAAGUAUCCUGAAGAGAGUGAAGGAUAUUAGCUACAUCUUUAAAGAGAAAUUUGCUACGGCUGUGGGACAGGGGUGUGUUGAAAUUGGCUCACAGCGAUACAGACUUGGAGUCCGACUGUAUUAUCGAGUAAUGGAAUCCAUGCUUAAAUCAGAAGAAGAACGAUUGUCCAUUCAAAACUUCAGCAAACUCCUGAAUGACAACAUCUUUCAUAAGUCUUUGUUGGCGUGCGCACUUGAGAUUGUGAUGGCUACUUAUAGCAGAAACACGUCGCGUCUUGAUCCUGGAACAAAUUUGUCCUUUCCGUGGAUUCUGAGUGUACUUAACUUAAAAGCGUUUGAUUUCUACAAAGUGAUUGAAAGUUUUAUCAAAGCAGAAACUAAACUGACAAGAGAAAUGAUAAAACAUUUGGAAAGAUGCGAACAUCGAAUCAUGGAAUCCCUUGCCUGGCUCUCAGGUUCACCUUUAUUUGACCUUAUUAAACUCUCAAAGGAAAGAGAAGGAGCAUCUGAUCAUCUUGAAUCUAAUUGUACUAUGAACCUUCCCCUCCAGAACAGCCACACUGCAGCAGAUAUGUAUCUAUCUCCUGUAAGGUCUCCAAAGAAAAAAGGGUCAACUAUGCGUGUAAAUUCUACUGCACAUGCAGAGGCCCAACCGACCUCAGCUUUCCAGACCCAGAAGCCAUUACGAUCUGCCUCCCUUACGCUUUUUUACAAGAAAGUGUAUAGACUCGCGUAUCUCCGACUCAACACCCUGUGUUCACGCCUUCUGUCUGACCACCCAGAACUAGAACAUAUCAUCUGGACCCUUUUCCAGCACACACUGCAACAUGAGUGUGAGCUCAUGAGAGACAGGCAUUUGGACCAGAUCAUGAUGUGUUCUAUGUAUGGCAUUUGUAAAGUGAAGAAUAUUGACCUGAAGUUCAAAAUCAUCGUAACAGCAUAUAAGGACCUCCCUCAUGCUGUCCAGGAGACAUUCAAACGUGUUUUGAUCAGAGAAGAGGAAUAUGACUCCAUUAUAGUAUUCUACAACUCUGUCUUCAUGCAAAGACUGAAAACAAAUAUUUUGCAGUAUGCUUCCACCAGGCCCCCUACCUUGUCACCAAUACCUUACAUUCCUCGGAGUCCUUAUAAAUUUUCCAAUUCACCUCUGCGCAUCCCUGGGGGGAACAUCUACAUAUCACCACUGAAGAGUCCAUUUAAACUCUCAGAUGGCCUGCCAGCGACAACAAAAAUGACUCCAAGAUCAAGAAUCUUGGUAUCGAUUGGUGAAUCAUUUGGGUCUUCUGAGAAGUUUCAGAAAAUAAACCAGAUGGUGUGUAACAGCGAGCGUGCUCACAAAAGAAGCGCUGAAGGAAGCAACCCUCCUAAACCACUGAAGAAGCUACGCUUUGACCUUGAAGGACCAGAUGAAGCAGAUGGAAGUAAACAUCUCCAAGGGGAGUCCAAAUUUCAACAGAAACUCGCCGAAAUGAGAAAGUACUGGCCAGGAUAUGUAAUCAGAAACAUGUGGACGUCAGCUGAGGCCGAGGGGCCUUGAGAGCCAUUGUUUGACACGGCCAUACCACACAUGCGGCAGGCCUUUCCGAACAUGCCCAGCGCCUUCCGGGUUAUUGAAGUUGUGCCUCCUCUCCCAGCAUCCACGCGAACACGAAUGCAGAAGCAGAAGAAGAAUGACGGCGCGGACGCCUCAGACAAGGAGGAAAAGUGAGCAUCUCAGGGCCGUGGUGGGGCAGCAUGUACACCUCUUGCUUCAUCUUCUCCCCCAGAGCGACGAUACAAGUCUCCUGGGUUCUGUUUCGGACUGCCUUUAAUACCCUUCUUUAGUUCUCAUUUCAGAUGUAAAAAGAAGAGUGCAGACUCACGUUGAAUUUGUAUGUGAGAUUCUUACUUGCAACGUUGCAGUCAUCGUUAAUGUACAAGGUUGAAAAUCUUGUGUAAGUCUUGCUCUUUAACAAGUUGUAGCAGCUGGUUUCCAUACCCUCAAUGCGGCUGCUCUGCUUUCCAAACAGUGAAGCCACGAGGAGAAUGCAAGUCCCAGCAACCCCCCGAGCCUACCUUUCUGGACACUUGUCUGAUGCCUAUGUAUAAUGCUUGCUACAGCCUUCAUUCGUCUGUGUAUGUGUUUUUAAUUUAACGUGAACACCCUCCGAAAAUGUGGCCUGUCUUCCAAAUGCACUUUGGAUGACUCCUGAUUUACCCUGAACUCUUCUGCUCUAGCAGGUAGUAGGAACUAGGGGAAAAAAAAGACAAUUACUAAUUUUUACAGUUUAUAUUUUACUUUGCUAUUGGAUUCUGAUGUCCUCUCUGUGUAUUUGAUGCUUUGUAGUUUUUGAAUACAAGCAGAAAGCCAAGUAUAAACAUGAUGCUCUCAUACCGACACGUUUCAUACCUCAGCACUUGUAAGAAUUUCUAUCAAUUCUUUUCUUCAUCUGACUCAUGCUUUAAAAUGAGGGUUAUUAAUAGAACGUAUGGUUUUUAUAUUAUUUAGAUCACUGAAGUUAUAAAGUUGAAGUAGUAAAGCUAGAACUUUACUAUAGAGGACCUUAAUGCAGUAUACUCCAAGUGCACUUUCUAAUGUUUCUCGGUUCUGAAGAAUCAAGAUAUAAAUUAAUCUUACUCUAUAAGCAGACUGUUAACUAUAGGAGCCUUAAAUUCCACCCCAUCCCCAUUAGAGUUUUUUCCUCAUUGCAUCCCAUAACAAGUAUUCUGCUCUCCUGAAUUUGGGAACGUGUGCUUCCGCUAGAAUGGUCUCUUGGGAUGUAUCUUUGGGACUGUCCGUUAUUAUUUCCUGAAAGCCAGCAUGGGCUAACACAGACCCUUCGAAGCCAGCUUAUCUCUAGUCCACAAUUGCAAGUAAUCAAAGGUCUUUGUGGGUUAUUGCUUUUAUCUGACUUUGUGCAAAACCGUAAAAUUAAAAUGGCUUCAUUAGUAAAAGAGGCGCUUUCCCUGCUUUGGCACCUAAAGGUGUAUUUAAACUAUCUUGUAUGAUUAACUUAUUUAGAGAUGGUGUGAUUUAAAAUAGUGGUAUUUAAGUUAGCAUCAAGUCUCUGUUAGAAAAAACAAUUUUGUCUAAACCCAGAAACCUUUUAAAAAAGAAACCCGGUCUUGUUUCUUAGAAAACCAAAAACAUUUUUGGCUCAAUUAAGUUUUGAACAUGACUUCCACAGUUACCUGGACAACAAAGACACUAGAAAGCUUUACUCCCUUUCCCUUUUAACUUGUGCAUGCAUAUCACAUCACUCAUGUAGCUGUUAGGUCAAGGCCUAUUUCUGCAUAUUUUGCUACUGCGCACACUUUAGGGCUAGAGUUUUAGCAACUUCAGAAAUCGUGUAUUGAGAUUUCUUAACUAGCUUCAGAUAUUGCUUUGUUCCUUUUUUGUAUUGGUUACAAGUAUACAUUUAAAAUUGCUAUGUUACUACUUUCUACAACUAAUAGUUCACCUAUUUUAAAAUAAAGUAGUUAAGAGUGUUAA